GCCUUCCGCAGGCUGUUUCUGAGCGGUCCUCGCUGCGUGCUCUGCCCUCGGAAGCGGCUCCUGUUCACCAUGAAAUUGCAGUCUCCGGAGUUCCAGUCUCUUUUCACAGAAGGACUGAAGAGCCUGAUAGAUCUGUUCUCCCGCGAGCAGCAUGAGCUGCGCAUUGCCGGAGGAGCUGUGCGGGACCUGCUGAGUGGCUGCACUCCUCAGGAUGUGGACUUCGCCACCACGGCCACCCCUGAGCAGAUGAAGACGCUCUUCCAGGCCGCUGGUGUGCGCCUCAUCAACAACAAGGGAGAGAAGCAUGGGACCAUCACGGCCAGGCUGCAUGAGGAGAACUUCGAGAUUACUACUCUCCGGAUUGAUGUAGUCACGGAUGGCAGACAUGCCGAGGUGGAGUUCACCACUGACUGGCAGAAGGACGCAGAGCGUAGGGACCUCACCAUCAACUCCAUGUUUCUAGGUGUUGAUGGUACUUUAUUUGACUACUUUAAUGGAUAUGAAGAUUUGAAAAAUAAAAAAGUCAGAUUUGUUGGACAUGCCAAACAGAGAAUAGAAGAGGAUUAUCUUAGAAUUUUAAGGUAUUUCAGGUUUUAUGGGAGGAUCGUAGACAAACCUGGAGACCAUGAUCCUGAGACUUUGGCAGCAAUUGCAGAAAAUGCGAAGGGCUUGGCUGGAAUAUCAGGAGAAAGGAUUUGGGUGGAACUCAAAAAAAUUCUUCUUGGCAACCAUGUCAAUCAUCUGAUGCACCUCAUCUAUGAUCUCAAUGUGGCUCCUUACAUAGGCCUGCCUGUUGAUGCAAGUUUGGAAGAAUUUAACAGAGUCAGUAAAAAUGUUGAAGGCUUUUCAGCAAAACCAAUGACUAUCUUGGCUUCAUUAUUCAAAGUACAAGAUGAGGUCACAAAAUUGGAUUUGAGGCUGAAGAUUUCAAAAGAAGAGAAAAACCUUGGAUUGUUUAUAAUUAAAAAUAGGAAAGAGUUAGUUAAAGCAACAGAAAACUCAGACCCACUGAAACCCUAUCAAGACUAUGUCAUAGAUUGCAGGGAACCGGAUGUGACUACCCGCGUGUGUGAGCUGCUCAAGUACCAGGGUGAGCAUGACCUGCUGCAGCAGAUGGAGCACUGGACUGUGCCUCCCUUUCCCGUCAGUGGCCAUGACAUCAGGCGAGUGGGCAUUUCCUCUGGCAAAGAGAUUGGGGUGCUGCUGCAGCAGUUGCGAGAUCAAUGGAAGAAAAGUGGCUACCGGCUGGACAAGGAGGAGCUGCUGAGCCAUGUGAAGAAGACGGAGCACUGAGAGCUGAGUGCUCCGGGACAAGAGGACCAGGAAGGUGCUAGACUCUUCAGCCAAGGAGACCAGAUUUCAGAGUACCAACUUCUAAGCACUUCAUUCUACUUUCUUUAUUUAUAAACAC
Suncus etruscus (white-toothed pygmy shrew) is the source of this 1411-nucleotide messenger RNA. RefSeq names its product tRNA nucleotidyl transferase 1 (gene TRNT1). Bases 70 to 1293 code for a protein of 407 amino acids. Gene Ontology annotation, molecular function: nucleotidyltransferase activity; RNA binding. Gene Ontology annotation, biological process: RNA processing. Lineage: Eukaryota; Metazoa; Chordata; Mammalia; Eulipotyphla; Soricidae. The record is from RefSeq and is a predicted model, not a curated record. The transcript has 8 exons.